Messenger RNA from Tyto alba (common barn owl), 5120 nucleotides. RefSeq names its product CD93 molecule (gene CD93). The coding region runs from base 414 to 2111 and encodes 565 amino acids. The record is from RefSeq and is a predicted model, not a curated record. NCBI's taxonomy places the organism in Eukaryota, Metazoa, Chordata, Aves, Strigiformes, Tytonidae. Gene Ontology annotation, molecular function: extracellular matrix protein binding; calcium ion binding; extracellular matrix binding. Gene Ontology annotation, biological process: cell migration. Gene Ontology annotation, cellular component: extracellular matrix; external side of plasma membrane. The transcript has a single exon.
UUUUUUUUUCCCUUUAUAGCAAUACACGCUUGAAAAUGAUACAGGCCCUAUUAGGGAUUAGAAAAAUAAUCUGCUGUGUGAGUGAGUAGAUCAAGCCCUGGAAAACCAAAAAAAAAAAAGGGAAAGCAGGAACCCGGCUGGUUUCACCCGCAGAAAAGCAUCGCCAGCCGAAGCCAAAGCUUUAGGAUGGGAGCGAGGAGCCCGCUGCGCCGGGGGGAAGGGGAAGACAGCAAGGCAACCGCCUGGGCCGCCACCAGCAAGCGGCGAGCCAUAGCACGCUACAGGAAGCAGUAGCCUCCGGUGAUAAAUAGGAGACCCGGGAGCACAGGAUGCACGUAGGGUGAGCUCAGCAGGACGAGGGGAUGUGAGCCGGCAGCCGACGAGUCCCUCUGUCUGUCCGUGCAGCCGGCGGGAUGGCCAUCGCCCGGCUGCUGCUGCUGCUGCUGCUGCUGCUGUUGCGGGAGUCUGGUGGGGAGGACGCCGAGGUGGUCUGCGCCGGUACCGCCUGCUACACCCUGCACCGGGCCGAGCUGGUCUGGAGCAGCGCCCAGGAACGCUGCCAGCUCAAUGGUGGCAACCUGGCUCCCGUCCGAGGCCCCGAGGAGGCUGAGAGGCUGCGGGAGCUGCUGGCGGCGGCCGGCUGGCCGGGCCCGGCCUGGAUCGGGCUGUCGCUGUCGCGGGGUCAGUGCGUCCAGGCGCAGGAGCCGCUGCGGGGUUUUGCCUGGGCGGCCGGCGGGGAGCCCGGCAACUACUCGGCUUGGCUUGCCGAGCCCGCCGUCACCUGCCUCAGCUCCCGCUGCGUCAGCCUGCGGCCGGCCGGACCCUCCGGCCCCCUCGGUUGGGCUGACCGGCCGUGCCGGUCCCACCUGCCCGCCUUCCUCUGCAAGUUCAGUUUCCGGGGGAUGUGCGGGCCCCUGCCGCUGGCUGGGCCCGGCCGGGUCAGCUACACCACCCCGUUUGGGGUGCGCAGCCCACGGCUGGCGGCCGCCCCCUUCGGCACGCUGGUGGAAGUCGACUGCGAGGGGGGCGAGGGUCCGGCCUUCGCCCUCUGCAAGGGGCCGCUGGAAGGGGGAGGCUUUGCCUGGCACCCCCCCGGGCGCCUCUGCCCCACCGCCUGCGCCCACCACAACGGGGGUUGCCAGCACCGCUGCCUGGAGGUGCCGGGGGAGUCCCCGCGCUGCGCCUGCCAUCCCGGCUACGUCCUGGCCCCCGACAUGGCCUCCUGCCUGCCCGAGGACGCCUGUCACCCCAGCCCCUGCCAGGGGACCUGCCGGACCCGACCUGGCGGCUUCGAGUGCGGCUGCGAGACCGGCUACACCCUGGCACCUGACGGCCGCCGCUGCCUGGACGUGGACGAGUGCCUGUCGGGGCCCUGCCAGCAUGAGUGCCACAACACGGCCGGCAGCUUCGUCUGCCUCUGCCGGCCCGGCUACCGGCCAACCGGGACGGGUGGCCACCACUGCCGCGACGAGGAUGAGUGCGCCCAGCCCGGCGUCUGCCCCCAGCUCUGCCUCAACAUCCCCGGCUCCUUUCGUUGCACCUGCCGGCCCGGCUACCAGCGCCAGCCCGGCGGCGGUGAUGCCUGCCUGGACGUGGACGAGUGCCUGCGGGACCCCUGCCCUGGGCCCUGCCGCAACCUGCCCGGCGGCUUCGAGUGCCUCUGCCCCUCCGGCUUCCUCCCGGAGGAGGAUGGACACGGCUGCCGCGCCGUACCCACCCCUGGAGAGGAGCCCACAGGGGCUCCCAACAGCACCCUGCAGACCACGGGCACCCCGCAGACCGCGGGCAUCUCCCAGACCAAAGGCAUCCCCCGGGCCACGGGCGCCCCAUGGACCCCGGGCGUCCCCGUCGGGGUGACACCCCCAGUCCCCACAGCAGUAGAGUCAGCGCCUGGCCCCGAGCACACCACCGACGGCCCCAGGCUGCUCCUCUAUUACAUCCUGGGCAGCCUGGUAGCCAUCCUGCUGGUGCUGGCCUUCGCCCUGGUCCUGCUGGCCUGCAGGAAGCGGGCAGCCAAGCGGGAGAAGCGGCCGGCCAAAAACGCAGCGGACAACUACUGCUGGGUGCCCGAGCAGCCGGAGAGCCGCGGGGCGGGCGGCGAGCGCAGGUAACGGUGCCGGGGGCACUGAGGGGGGAGGCAGAGCUGCCGGCGGCAGGGAACAUUUCUGCAAAUUCAAAAGAAAAAUGAAAAAAGAGGGGAUGGUGGGGGGGGUGAUGCUGCCUGUUCGACAUGGUUUUGCAUGUCCCAGCACCUGUCCUGGGAGUCCUUGCAAAGACGGAGCUGAUCUGCCCCCCCACAAAAUCAGGUGUCGGCGCCGGGUGGGAAGGCAGCCCCAAUCAGUCCUGUGGUUUAUAAACCAGCUGCUGCUCCUCCAAGGGAAGGGUUAACAGGGACGGUGCUGCGAGGUGGCGAGGAGUGGGGCUGAGUUUGCCUGCCAGGGCUGCUCCAGAACCUCACUGUGCUUAAAACCAGCAAAUUGUAAGCCUUGACUUGUCUUCCUGAAGGAAAACAUUUAUUUUCAUUUUUCAUUUGGGCUCCCCUACCUGUAUUAGAAAUGAUGACAUGCAAAAGCAGCUGCUUCCCUGCUCCGGUCCUGCAGCCCCCCCAGUCCUUUAGCACCCCAAAAGCAAUGCUAGCACCCUCCCUCACCUGCCGGGCAGCCAACUGCCUGCAUCCAACCCUUGGUUUUGCCUUGUUCUCAUUGAAAUGGGUUUGAAAUUGUUAUAUGUUUCACCAGGGCAAGAACUGGUCUCUGCAGUCACGAGCAGGGCUUUUUUUUUUUUUGGGGGGGGGGGUGUUGUUGUUUUUUUUUUUAAGGAAAAAGAUGUCAUGUCAGAGGUAACUGAAUAAACAUUAUUAAAACUACAGCAGCAAAGAGCUUCUCAAGGGGAGCUAUCGUCCCUGCAGUGCCGUGCAGAAGCCUGUGCGAUUGCACAGGGUUUGGGGCAGCGAGACAGUGCUGCUUCCCCCUCAAGGCAUCACAACCCGUAAGGACAAGACCUCAAUCCACCCCCAGAGCGCCCAACAUGCAUAGCAUGGGGAAAGCUGUUUAACUCAGCCUUGUAGACAAAGGGCCAAGGCAGAGAAUGUAUGGUGAAAAAGUAGGAAAAAACUAUGUUUAGAAGAACUGCCUACCUGUUCCCAGUGUAUUCAGUUUAAAAGCACUUGCAAAAUACAGAAAACAAUCCUUUCCUUCAAAUGCAUCUGGAUGAGAGACCGGACUUUUCCUGUGGCAUCAUACUUUUUUGGUAGGACUCCUUCCAGACUGCUUGGGGUCCAGGCUGAACGCAUUUUCCGUUCCUCCCCUUGUAAAGAAUACACUGGAUGUUGUAUAUUUGCUAAUUAUUAUACAUAAAACAUUUAAAUCCCCUCCAAAGCAAAUGCUUUCUCAGGGUGAAGUUGCUCUUCAGUCCUUUCCCAGGUACCUAACUUCAGAGAGCUGUUCACCCUCAGACACUCCUGACAACGAAGCCUCUUCGAUCUGUUUCAGCAUGAAUCCUCCCCAAAAAAACUGAGGGGCACAGGGGCCAUUCCUGCUUUCCAUCAAGCAGCGCUAGCUUCACUAUGUACCUAUGGUCUACAAGGCAAGAAGGUGCAAAAGAAGAACAGGCAAGUGAUUUGAAGGGUACAUAAAUUUACUGAAGUUUCUCCUGGUUUUAUUGUAUAUGUGAGGCUCAAUUGCUGCAGAAAUGGGAACUGAACACAAAGGAGUUUGCUGUAGGCAGCGACCUGCAUCCUGUUCUUCCAUGUGUGGAGGAAAACCCUUUCCUGCGCUUCUUUUCGUCUUAAUUUCUCCAUUGUAAAAUUUUUUUAAAAAAAUAAAUAAAUAAAACCAAGAAACCAAAAGAACACAGGAAAAUGUAGCUGAUAGAAAUGUUUUUCAUGUUCUGUCCAUGCUUCCUUUUCUCCACACAGUGGCUGGGAGAAGCAGUGAACACAGCAGUGGCAUUCUUGGAAGUCUUGCAGAAAAUUCUGUACUCUGUCUGUGUUAUGACAAGCCAGCAAAGCAUUUUGAAAACAUUAAUAAAUUUAGCAACCGAAUAAUCCUACCGAAAUCAGUGGGACAACCUACCUACAUUAAAUUAUGCCUGUGCUGGCGGGCUAUGCCAGCUCAGGGUCUGCAUGGGAAAAAGGUGGUCACCAUGAUGUGCCUCGCGUUGCAGGGACUACUUGCUUUGCUUUAAUCAAAAGCUGAGGCAUUUUCCAGAUGUUAACAGUCUUGGGAGUGUUUCUGCUUUAUUUUUUAGUUAAAGUAUCAAUUAGUUGUUGUAUAUAACACUCAUUCCACUAUGAAAACGGAAAAAGGAAGCAUGACUGUGGACUCAGAGCUAGUACAAAUCCGAGAGGUGUUAUUUAUUCCAGCAAUUCCUUGGUAAAACCUAUAAUCCUGGUUCCUGUAACAACCUUUGUGCAUUCUGGUAUGCGUACUGUGUUGCCAAUGAAGUAUGGUAGUGGGUCCAGCCUAGGGAAGACACUAAUCCAUGCCUAGGUUUAGUUUGGAUUCUCUCUGGUGAAAUAUUUCCUGAUGUAGCAUCCUUCACCCCAGUGCAAUUACACCUGGGUAAUCUCGUGUCUCCCUUUCUUCCUGCCACGAACCCAGCAGGAACAUUUGGAUCCAUGUCCUCGUCAGGGAGUUAUCCAGGGCCCAGUGAAUCUUGCGGGAUAAAGCAAAUAGGAACAGGACCAAAUAGUUUGGUACCCCACCUUACAGUCAGAGGAGGCGGGAUGUUCACCCUGGCCCAAGGUGGGUUUUACUGAGGUGCCCAGGGCAGCUACCUCUGCUCCCCGUUCCUUCCAUAUAAAUGAGGUGCUAUUAAAUACAAGCCCUAUAACUUUCCUGCUGCCACCGGGUUGGGAUGGGUUAACCAACACGUCUGAAAUGCUUUGUAUAUGUCAACUGGUUUAUAAUGAAGUAAGUGUUAUAUUUUUAUGGUUCAGAAUUAAGACACACCUCAUCCUUUGUGUCAAUGGCAUGCCAGGACUGCAUUUUACUUCGUCAUCUGCAGGGCAGUGGCACAGCACCACAGCCUUGUAAUUGCCUUCGACUGGAAGAAUACAGUUAUCCUGCAUGUUGUAUGUUGUUUUUCUGAUGAAACACCAAUAAAAAAAAUAAACAGAA